Messenger RNA from Cynoglossus semilaevis (tongue sole), 3947 nucleotides. Its product is annotated as voltage-dependent L-type calcium channel subunit beta-4-like. Gene Ontology annotation, molecular function: voltage-gated calcium channel activity; protein binding. The record is from RefSeq and is a predicted model, not a curated record. Gene Ontology annotation, cellular component: voltage-gated calcium channel complex. The coding region runs from base 671 to 1837 and encodes 388 amino acids. Gene Ontology annotation, biological process: calcium ion transmembrane transport. Lineage: Eukaryota; Metazoa; Chordata; Actinopteri; Pleuronectiformes; Cynoglossidae. The transcript has 14 exons.
UCCAGAUUCUUACAUUCUGUACAUCUGAAUCAUAUGGAUGUUUAGGGUUUGGUCAGCAGAACAUGGGGUUUUCCUUUCAUUUUAAUGGCCAGGUUUCGUCAUGAUGCUGAACAAGUCGGUUACAUAAGAACUGAGUUAGGGGAGACAAGAGGGGAGACCAGAAACAAGAGGAGAGGAAAAGAUAGGACAGGAGAAAAAGGAAAGAAGAGGAGAGGAGAGAAGUUUAGAGGAGAGGAGAAAGGAAAGGUGAUAGGUGAGAACAGGAAAGGAGAGGGGAGCGAAGAAGCGGAAAGGAGAGAAGUUUAGAGGACAAGAAAGGACAAAAUAGUAGUGAAGUAGUGAGGAGGGGAGAGAAGGGAAGAGGAGAGGAGAGGAGAGGAUGAAAGCUCCAUGAGGUCUUGUGUGGAGCUAAAGAAACCCAUCUGGACUGUACCAGUGUGCGGGUGUGUACACAGUGCUGCUGCUGCUGCAGUCAGAGCAUCAAUUUUGUAUAGGAAAUGGCUGUUGAAGCAGCAGCAGCAGCAGCGCAGCAUCAGCAGCGCAGAAACGUCAGCCGUGGAGCACUUAAGCCUGAGGGUGCCUCUCCCUCCUAACCACAGGCUGACGGGAGGAGGAUUCCUGCCUUUUCUAUGUGCAAUGGGGGGGUGGGGGGAGUGCUGGCAGCACAACCAUGUCUGACUCCAGCGCUACAGGACUCAUCUGUAACAAGGGUUCAGCCGAUUCCUACACUAGUCGACCCUCUGAUUCCGACCUGUCCCUGGAGGAGGACCAGGAGGCGUCUCGGCGUGAAGCCGAGCGCCAGGCUCAGCUGCAGCUGGAGAGAGCCAAGUCCAAACCGGUAGCAUUUGCAGUGAAGACCAAUGUGAGUUAUUGUGGAGCUCUAGAUGAAGAUUGUCCGGUCCAAGGUGCUGCUAUCAACUUUGAAAACAAAGACUUUCUGCACAUUAAAGAGAAAUACAACAAUGACUGGUGGAUCGGUCGACUGGUGAAGGAAGGGGCAGAUAUCACUUUCAUCCCCAGCCCGGUCAAACUGGAAGCCAUGAGGAUAAAACAAGAGCAGAAAGCGGCAGCAAGGAAAGGAGGGAACGCUUCAUCAGGAGGCUGGAGGUCCACUCCACCAUCUGCAGCCAAACAGAAGCAGAAGCAGACUGAACAUGUUCCUCCUUAUGACGUGGUUCCAUCUAUGAGACCAGUGGUGCUGGUGGGACCUUCACUGAAAGGAUACGAGGUAACUGACAUGAUGCAGAAAGCCUUGUUUGACUUCCUGAAGCACAGAUUUGACGGCAGGAUCUCCAUCACACGGGUGACUGCUGAUCUGUCGCUGGCAAAAAGAUCAGUGCUGAACAAGAAGGCCAUCAUGGAGAGAUCCAACACACGCUCCAGUCUGGCCGAGGUUCAGAGUGAGAUCGAGAGGAUUUUCGAACUGGCCAAGUCUCUUCAGCUGGUCGUCCUCGACGCGGACACCAUCAACCAUCCAGCACAGCUCCUAAAGACAUCUCUGGCUCCCAUUAUUGUAUAUGUGAAAGUAUCUUCACCAAAGGUUCUCCAGAGGCUGAUCAAAUCACGAGGGAAGUCACAAAGCAAACACCUCAACGUUCAGAUGAUGGCCGGGGACAAACUCGCUCAGUGCCCACCUGAGAUGUUCGACGUCAUCCUGGAUGAAAACCAGCUGGACGACGCAUGCGAACACUUGGCAGAGUAUCUGGAAAUUUACUGGAGGGCGACGCACCUUCCCUGUUCUGCCCCUGUCAACCCUGUACUGGACCAAAGUGUGAUUACUCCUCCCUCAGCUAACUCCAGCCAACAGUUUUCUGAAACUCAAGAGUUGAUAGAAUGAUCACUCGCCCUAACAAGCAGCAGCUUAUGCUGUUAGUUGGGUUAAGGCUGGGAAAUCAUUGAGCACCGGGACCAGGGCGCCACCAGGGGGCAGCAGUAGCCGCCCUCAUCUCUCCAAAGUCAGCCACCACCUUCUCUAACCACGCCCAGAGCAAAGAAGAGAGAAAGAGCAAAGUGUGACGACAGAGAAAAAAAGGAAGGUUGGUUAUCUCGAGGAGGAGAAACACGAAGAAGAAGAGGAGCAAGAGGACGGAGGAGGAAGAUCCGACCAGCACCACCUCACUGCUGCCCCCUCGACCACAGCUCCCUGCUCCCACUGCCGUGCAACAACUCAGGGCCGCUUUCUACAGCUGCACGUUCGCUGGUAACACAAACCAGUACAAAAGUGCAGACACUGCACAUCACAUUCCCUUCAUACUCUGAAAUUUGAACCUUGUUCUUAAUUCCCUCAUAACACCGUAAACACCGUCAUCCAUCCACCUGACGAGGCUGAGCCGGCCCAUGUGUGUACAGGUUUCCUAAAUGCAGAUCAGCUGAAUCAGGUCUCCUUACAUUAUUGUAGCACAGACUAGCUGUUAGUUGAACACAAGACAGGUCAACAGACCAAUUCCAGGUUUUCAGGGUGACACUCUGACUUCAGAGAGCACAGAGUAAAACAGAGGAAAGUCUAUACUGUAUAUCUUCCAAGUCUACAGAGUACUGUGAGCUGUCAUUCCAAAUUACUUUUACUAAAAUCACUGAGAGUACUCUUCCAAUCAUUAUUCCAUCAGCAGUUUAUUUUUUAUUUUAUUUUAUCUAUUUUUUACUCCUUGUAUUCUUUUACAGUGAAAGCCAACAGGUUAAUAUUUACAGUAAUGUAAUCAACUGACCUUUUUCUAGCCAGUAACAGAGCAGCAGGUAAAAUAAUAUCAAGUACAUGUCAGUUUUUCUAAGUACAAUUUACAAAGUUUUUAAAGGUGUUUAUUUUUACCAGAUGUCAAAAACAACCAUAUACAACAAAGAUGUCCGUGAACAAAGUGAAAUGAGUAAUAAUGUGAAAUAACACAGAAAAUUAAGAAAACACAGGGGAUGAAUGUGCUCAAGGCCACGUCAAGACACCAGCUGAAAUCUAUCAGUAAUUACAAAGCCUUCAGAAGUCUGCCCCUAGUGUUGCAUAGAAGAAUGGGUGAAAGUGUCACCUGGGUAAGGCAUGCGUCUGGUUUUCGUCCCCGAUGUUAAAAUACCUCCCAACUGUUGACAUUGUUGUCAUACUUAAAUAAACUACCUAUAUGGGUAACAAGACACUGAAUUGUAGUAGAAAACACACACAACACUGGCUGACUGAAAAGCUGGAGUCUAACGUCGCUGGAUCGGCAUAUAUUGGACAUCCCUAGUCUCCUGUACUUUACUCUACUUUUUUAUUAUUAUUAUUAUUUGCAUGUAUUAUUUUAAUCAGGUUGCAACUGACAUCUGGUGAAAAUUCAAGCAAAUAGCACCUUUUAAAAUGAUUUAUCGAGAAAAUUGAACACCCAUUUAUUACAUAUUCAGUAUGUGUUAUUGUGAGCCUUCUGUCACUCGGUGAAUGUAUGAAUGUUUCUUAGGAUCUUUUUAGGUAAGAUCAUUAAGGAGAGAAACAAAUAAUACACACAAUCACUCUUAAAAAAAAUACAGCACUAACAUUCCUGUACUGACACUCUACUACUACUUUACAUCAUCAAGCACUUGUAAGAUGAGCUGUAGCUUAAAGGUAUCAUUAUACUCAAUGACUGUCCUUUUCUCAGUGUACACGUAGAAGACAUAUUGAUUUAUUUUAUAUAGAGACAUUCAAGUCAGUUACAUAUGACAGUUAAAAUAAGCCCAAUUUCAGCCUGUUGUCAAUGGCCAAACAGCAGUUAUCAUGCUAGCUGUCAACAUGUUAGCCUGUGGGAACAAUAAUAUAUUAAGCUUCACUGUUAUGAUAUAUCUGGUAAAUAUGAAAUUUAUAGUUACACCAAAAAAAGAAAAAAUGAAGCUCCUGCUAUUGCUUUGUGGAUAUGUUAUUUUAAAAAAACAAACUCUGUUUGAGCUCAGAAAAUGCUAACAAAGCUAGCCCAGUUAUGCUUUAUUACUUUCACUAUUGUACUUCCAAGAAC